Molecule: messenger RNA, 3178 nt
Organism: Tachysurus vachellii
Lineage: Eukaryota; Metazoa; Chordata; Actinopteri; Siluriformes; Bagridae
Product: NACHT, LRR and PYD domains-containing protein 12-like
Exons: 11
Coding region: 218-3178 (986 amino acids)
Molecular function (GO): protein binding
Source: RefSeq, a predicted model, not a curated record
CACGACUCCUCCUUCCUAAAGUGAAAGAGUUUUUCUUUCAGCCUCAACUACAUUUUGUGGAGCGAUUGGAAAAGUCAAGAAAAUAGGGCAGAAACGGAGGUAUUAAUGUCACACAACAAGGACCGUUAACUAAAGGAGUGUGAUCCAUUCCAUCAGAAGAGAUCAGAGUCUUCAGGACUCAGCUGUGUGUUUGUGUAAACAUUACUAAUAUUUAAAGAUGGAGACUCCUGAUCUGGACACAGAUAAUGUUUCUACACCAUCAAACAACUGUAAACCCCAGAGAAAGAGAUCAGAAUCACCAACACACAGCUGUAUCUCCAUGAAGAGUGACCAGUCUAUGCAUCGUCCUCUGAACUUUAAAGAUAGAGUCUCAUCACUUCUACACAGUAAACUCCAGAGAAAGAGAUCAGAAUCACCAACAAACAGCUGUAUCUCCAUGAAGAGUGACCAGUCUAUGCAUCGUCCUCUGAACUUUAAAGAUAGAGUCUCAUCACUACUGCACAGUAAAAUCCAGAGAAAGAGAUCAAAAUCACCAACACACAGCUGUAUCUCCAUGAAGAGUGACUGGUCUUUGGAUCAUCCUCCUGUGUUUAAAAAUGGAGACUCAUCACUUCUACACAGUUUUCUACAGAAGACAGGAAACAGUACAGAAAAGAAGAUCACAGAUACAGGGCAGGACCCAGAAUUUGCUGCUUUAAAUGAAUUCAAGAAAAAGUUCAAAUUAAAUCUAAUGAAGACAUUUCAGUGUUUGAAUGGAGUGAUAAUAAACCUGGGAACCCAAACACUCCUGAAUGAGAUCUACACAGAGCUCUACAUCACAGAGGGAGACAGUGGAGAAGUCAAUAAUGAACAUGAGGUGAGACAGAUCGAGGCAGCAUCCAGGAGAAGAACAACAGAGGAAACACCAAUCAAAUGCAACGACAUCUUUAAGCCUUUAUCUGAACAAGACAAACCCAUCAGAACUGUGCUGACAAAGGGAGUCGCUGGCAUCGGAAAAACAGUCUCUGUGCAGAAGUUCAUUCUGGACUGGGAUGAAGGGAAAGUAAAUCAGGACGUCCAACUCAUAUUUCCACUUCCUUUCAGAGAGCUGAACUUGAUGAAGGACCAGAAACUGAGUCUGAUGGAGCUCCUUCAUGUCUUUUUUACGGAAACAAAAGAAACAGAAACAUUCAGUUUGGGAAAGGUUCUGUUCAUUUUUGACGGAUUGGACGAGUGUCGUUUUCCUCUAGAUUUACAGAACACAGUGAGAGUGUGUGAUGUAACUGAAUCAGCAUCAGUGCCUGUGCUGCUGAUAAACCUGAUCAAAGGGAAUCUGCUUCCUUCUGCUCUCAUCUGGAUCACCUCCAGACCUGCAGCAGCUGAUCAAAUCCCCUCUGAGUGUGUGGCUCGAGUAACAGAGGUACGAGGGUUCAAUGACCCACAGAAGGAGGUGUACUUCAGGAAAAGGAUCAGUGAUCAGAGCCUGGCUAAUAAAAUCAUCACACACCUGAAGUCAUUAAGAAGCCUCUACAUCAUGUGUCACAUCCCAGUCUUCUGCUGGAUUUCAGCUACUGUUCUAGAGAGAAUGUUGGGUGAAGCAGAGAGUGGAGAGAUCCCCAAGACUCUGACUCAAAUGUACACACACUUCCUCAUCAUUCAGAUAAACAUCAUAAGAGAAAAAUAUUCAAAGAAGCAGGAGAGUGAUGAAGAAAUGCUUCUUAAACUGGGACAACUGGCUUUUCAGCAGCUGAUGAAAGGGAACCUGAUCUUCUAUGAUGAAGACCUGAGAGAGUGUGGUAUUGAUGUGAGAGAAGCAGCAGUGUACUCAGGUGUGUGUACUCAGAUCUUCAGAGAGGAGUUUGGGCUUCACCAGAGUAAAGUGUACUGCUUUGUUCAUCUGAGCAUUCAGGAGCAUCUCGCAGCUCUGUAUGUGCACCUGACCUUCAUGAAGGAGAAGAGAAAUGUUCUUAAACAGAAUCAAGAUUCUAACCGGUGGAUGAAAGAAAAUACAAUCUCAGAUGUACACAACAGUGCUGUAGAUCAUACUUUAAAAAGCCAGACUGGACAUCUGGAUAUUUUCCUUCGCUUUCUUGUUGGUCUCUCACUGGACUCCAAUCAUAAACUCAUACAUGUUUUACUAACACAGACAGGAAGUAACUCACAGAGCAUAAAGGAAACAGUUCAGUACAUUAAGGUGAAGAUCAGUGAAGAUCUUCCUACAGAGAAAUCCAUCAAUCUGUUCCACUGUCUAAAUGAACUGGGUGAUAAUUCUCUAGUGGAGGAAAUCCAACUCUACCUGAAAUCUGGAAAACAAAGUGAACUUUCUUCUUCACAUCUGUCUGCUCUGGUGUUUGUGUUACUGACAUCAGCACAGGAGCUGGAUGAAUUUGACCUGAGUAAAUAUUUCAGUACAGAUAAGAUAAGAGAAGAUGUUGUUCUGAAAAUGAUGCCUGUGAUUGAAGCAUCCAGUAAAGCAAUUAUCAGCUGUGAUUCACUUGGAGUAAAAAGUUGGUCAUCUCUGGUCUCAGUGCUCAGAUCAGAAACCUCCAAUCUGAGAGAACUUCAUCUGACUGUGAAAACACUUGAUCUGUCUUAUAAUAAAAUAGGAGACUCAGGAGUGAAGAUUCUCUCUGCUGUACUGGAGAAUCCUCACUGUAAAGUGGAGACACUGAAGUUGUGUAGUUCUGGUGUCUCAGAUGAAGGCUGUGCUGCUCUGACUUCAGCUCUGAGAUCAAACCCCUCAUAUCUGAGAUACCUGGAUCUGUCCAGGACUAAACUAGGAGACUCAGGAGUGAAGUGUCUCUCUGCUGUACUGGAGAAUCCUCACUGUAAACUGGAGACACUGAAGUUGUGUGAUUUUGGUGUCUCAGAUGAAGGCUGUGCUGCUCUGACUUCAGCUCUGAGAUCAAACCCCUCACACCUGAGAUACAUGGAUCUGUCCUAUAAUAAUCUAGGAGACUCAGGAGUGAAAAGUCUCUCUGCUGCACUGGAGAAUCUUCACUGUAAACUGGAGACGCUGAAUUUGUAUAAGUGUGGUGUCUCAGAUGAUGGCUGUGCUGCUCUGACUUCAGCUCUGAGAUCAAACCCCUCACACCUGAGCUACCUGGGUCUGUCCCGUAAUAAACUAGGACACUCAGGAAAGAAGAUGCUCUCUGAUCUUAAGGAUGAUAAACAUUACAAACUACAGACACUGAUGUGA